Molecule: messenger RNA, 9037 nt
Organism: Lates calcarifer (barramundi perch)
Lineage: Eukaryota; Metazoa; Chordata; Actinopteri; Centropomidae
Gene: setd1a
Product: SET domain containing 1A, histone lysine methyltransferase
Exons: 21
Coding region: 278-6937 (2219 amino acids)
Cellular component (GO): Set1C/COMPASS complex
Molecular function (GO): RNA binding; protein binding; histone H3K4 methyltransferase activity
Source: RefSeq, a predicted model, not a curated record
CGAUGGCCGCUCUCUCAUCAAUAUUGGGAUUUUAACGCGAAAACAAUGGCUUCGUCGCUCGGAAAGAUGUGCUGUUGUCUUUACUAACUACCGGAAUGAUAGCGGAAUUGUUUUAGCUGGUCGGUUUUGUUCUAACGCCGGGUUGGAGAUGUCCCGUUUCUGUUAAGGACUCAGUGUUUUUCUUGUUCGUCUCCCGGGCCUGUCCGCAGCUGCCUACACUGUAGCGGCGGGUUGCUACUUUCGGAUGAGCGGGCAGUAGCUCUCGAAGAGUUGUAGGAUGGAUCCAGACAGUGGGGCAGAAACACAAAAAGCUGUCAGUUUGCAGUGGAAGAGCUACAAACUUGUCCAGGACCCUGCUAUUAGACGGGUUGCACAGAAAAUCUACAGAUAUGAUGGAGUGCAUUUCAGUGUGCCAGACUCUGGAUUUCCUCCUGUGGGUGAAUUACGGGACCCUAGACCCCGGAGGCUGUGGUCCAGGUAUACAGAACUGUCCCUGCCAGUGCCGAAGUUUAAGCUUGAUGAGUUCUACGUGGGUCCCAUACCCCUCAAGGAGGUGACCUUUGCUAGACUCAAUGACAACAUCAAGGAGCCCUUCUUGGCAGAAAUGUGUGCCAAGUUUGGUGAGGUGGAGGAGAUGGAAAUUCUGUUUCACCCCAAGACCAGGAAGCACUUGGGCCUGGCCAGGGUGUUGUUCACCAGCACCAGAGGAGCCAAGGACACAGUCAAGCAUCUGCACAACACCUCUGUCAUGGGUAACAUCAUCCAUGCUCAACUGGAUAUAAAGGGCCAGCAGAGGCAGAAGUAUUAUGACCUGAUAGUAAAUGGGUCCUACACUCCUCAGACAGUGCCCCUGGGAGGCAAAGCUUUAACAGACAGGCUCCAGCCUCAGACCCCGACACAGCCACAGCCUGACACGUCAUCAGAAAUCAGGCGGAGGCUCUCCAGUGAGCUUGCAGUUUUGGCAGCAGGGGUCCAGGCCCUCACAUCAGGAAACAUUACACCUUGCUCUGUGGACACUGGCUUCAGUGAUCAACGUCUGGACACACCUCCCCCCUCCUCCAUGGCAGGUCCCUACACCCCGGGUUCCUCUGCUUCGUCUCAGGGUGGUGGGACACCUUACAGCUCCAGGUCUGGGACUCCUUUCUCACAAGACUCGGGCUACACCGGGGGCAGGCAUACUGGCUACAACACUGGCACUUUGGGCAGCGGCUACCCUCCCCAGGACAUGUUACCCUCCUCCUCCUCGUCCUCUGCAGUCUCGUCUACUGUUGGAGGAUACAAAGUCUCUCGCUACUCUGAGGAUGCACAGGAACCUUCUGUGUAUCAUCGAGGUCGCCCUAUGUACCCCCCAACCACAUCAUACCGUCCCAAUGAGCCGCCGUGCUAUCCCCCAUACCCAAAUGUUGGAGGGCCUGGGCCACAUAUGGCGCACCACUCCUCAAUGCCUCCCCCACCCCUUGCCAACCAGUACGAUCAGCCCCCAAUGUCAGACAGGGAACGGGACCGUGACAGAGACUCAGGGGGGCGCUAUGCGGCAGGGGGGAUUGCCUCCAGAAGGUCAUCUUACCACCACCAGCAGGACACAAACUCUUCCUCAAAGUACCAUUCUCAUCACUCUCAUCACCACUCGGAUCGCAGGGAUGACAGGGGGUACCGGCGAGACAGCCUGGGAUCCCGGUCAGGUGACCAUAGCCACCAGAGGCAUCGCAACCACCACCAUUCUCACAACCACCAUGGCAGCAGCAGCCGCAGAAGGAGCAGCCACGACAGGGACCGAGACAGAGAUAGAGACAGAGACCGGGAUAGAGACAGAGACCGGGACAGAGACAGUGACUACUCCAAUAGUUCUGACCCCAGAUACAAUUCCAACUCCUACCGCUCUUCCUCUAACAGCAUGUCUCCCCCACCCUCAUCUUAUUCUGCAUACUCCUCCUCCAAAGAGCCUGCCCCAGCCCCUCCUCAGGGAUUGGACGUUUCCACCCGUCAAGGGGCCACAAGUCUCACAGAGAGGGGCUCUCUACCUUCAGUAGGUGCUGACAAAGACUAUCAUGCUGGUCACCACAGUGCUCUGCCUCCACCUCCACCCCCGCCACCGCCCCUCCCUCCAGCCUCUGUUAUUGCAGCGGCUGUAGCUGAGACACUCGGAACAAUGGACUUCAGCCAGGAUAGUCCGGCCCGCGAAGAACAGUGGACAAAACCCAAACGCCGUCCUAGCACCCCACCCGCGCCACCGAAGACGCCCCCGCCUUCUUCCCCGCCCCACCCCUCCAUCACUUCCUCCUCUACCUCCCCUUCGUCCACCUCACUCCCCCAUCACCUCCCCUCUUCCUCAAACUCCCCACCACCUCCCCAACGUGACUCCUCUUCACCAGAGCCAGAUUCCACCAAUGAGAGUUUACCAUUCGUCUACCACAGCAGCAGCCUUGACUCUCGUAUUGAGAUGCUCCUAAAGGAACAGAAGGCUAAAUUUUCUUUCCUCGCCUCUGACGAGGAAGAUGAGGAAGAUAGGAAAGACGAGAAGCAGAGGGGGACACGUGGGGACAGAGGAGAACGAAGAGGUGGGACAGGUGAUGUAACAGGGGAGCACACAGGUGGUAAUCAGGUGGGAGACAAUGUGGAUAAGGACCACAGGAAGAAAGGGGAAAGAGACAGAGAUGGCCACAGAGGAAGGAAACGGGGAAAGGGAGGAGAGGGUAGGAAAAGUCCUACUGUACUUAAUGCAACCACACCAUCCUCCUCCACCUAUUCUCCCCAUAUCCCACCACCAGAGGAACCCCAGCCCCAGGUUGGCCUCACAGGGCCUGGAGCUUUGCAGGAGGAGUCCUCACAGGCUGGAUCAGCUGCUGAUACACGCAGCAGGACAGGAGCACACACACCACCUUAUAAUGGGCAGAGUCAGUCCUCCCCUCAUUCCUCAGGGGAAGACAUGGAGAUCUCAGAUGAGGAGGAGGAGGAGACUACCAUAACAACAGCGACCACCCACCAGCCCUCAGUCACUUCAGUUUCCUCACCCUCUUCAUCCCAGGCUGCCAUGCCUUCACAAACAGCUGACCCCUCUUCCUCACCCCCACCCAUCUCUGACUCUGCACAGCACUUUGGCACCUCCAUGCACCCUCCCAUGCCCUCCUAUCCUCCUCAUUUGCCUCCUCCUCCUCCCCCUGGUUAUUCCCUCCAGCCCCCACCUCCACCAGGGAUCCCUCCUCUUCCCCACAUGGAGCUGCACCCUGAGUAUCCGCCUCCCAUGCCCCACCACAUGUAUGACUAUGCCACCUCUAUGGAGCUGAUGAACCAGUACAGUGGUGGAGCUCCCAUGUCCUUCCAAAUGCAGACCCACAUGCUAAGUCGCUUACACCAGCUGCGCAUGUCGUCAUCCAACGGCACCCCAGGCCCUGGUGAGGCAGCCACUGCUGACUACUCUUCCUAUCAUCUCCACUCUAUGCCACCACCCCACACACACCACCCCUACAUGGACCAAGAGGGGAGCGGGGCGGGCGCUCAUUACGACCAGGACCACCGCUACAUGCCCCCUCACAUGCCAUACCCCUACGCCGACCCCCACAGCACUCAGAUACCACCCCCUCCACACCAUGGCAUCCCUCCUCCCCAUACAGGCUGGCCACCACAUGUCUUACCACCACACUACCCCUCUUACAUGCCCCCACCGGGCUAUGGCACCAUGCUGCCCGGGGAAGGAGACGAGUACAGGGCUCCAGGGGAGGAGAUGCCCAUGUUGGCUGAGAAUCCACAUGAGGCCACAGUGCAGAUGGUCCUGGGCACUCUGAUCCAGGAAAUGAAAAACAUCAUGCAGAGGGACCUGAACCGCAAGAUGGUGGAGAACGUUGCCUUUGCCACCUUUGAUGAAUGGUGGGAGAGGAAAGAGACCAAGGCCAAGCCCUUCCAGACAAUGGUAAGGGGGGUAUCUGCCUUGCGGGAUGAUGAGAAAAAAGAAGAAAAGGUCAACCGUCCACGGGAGCCUCUCAUGUCUCUUGUGGAUUGGGCAAAGAGUGGUGGCAUGGAGGGCUUUUCUCUCCGAGGAGCAUUACGACUGCCUUCCUUCAAGGUGAAGAGGAAAGAACCUCAAGAGCUUGAAGAGGGAGACAUGAAAAGGCCACGACCCUCAACUCCACCCGAUGAGGAUGACGAAGCUGCUGAUGGGAGAAUGCCAGAGGCGGACAGGCAUGGAGCUGAACGGGACAACAAGAGGAGAAAAAAGAAGCCAAGAAAUCGUAAACCCUGGGAGCUUGACAGUGAGGGAGAGGAAACAUCAGAUGGCUCCUCGACUGAAAAGGAGGAUGAGGAAGAGGAAGAAAGUGAAAAGGAGUCUGAUGAUGAUGCCCUUAGUGCCGAUAGUGAUGAUGAGAGCCUCUCCUCGUCCUCUGACGGCUCUUCCUCUUCAGCCUCCUCAUCUUCGUCUUCCUCUGAGGAUGAGGAUGAAGAGGAAGGAGAGAGGGCUGAGAGUGAAGGACCAGACACCAUGGAUGAAUCAACCAUGGACAGCACAACAGAGAAAGAGGAUGACAGGGAAAAUAACGCAGCUGCUGGUCCAAAGGCCGAGGUCAAAACAGGUGAAGCGAAGGACAGCAAGGCAGAUGCAACAACAGCACCCACUAAGCGGCCUCCAUCGCCACCAUACCCACGUCCUUCGUCUCCUAUUGUUCUCGUGCCCCCUCUCAAGAAACGCAGGAAAACUGUCUCGUUCUCCACGGAUGAGAAUGACAGCAAAGCACAGCUGUCGACUGCACCGCUCUCUCCCUCACAAGUGGCGGGUGAAUCUCCCUUCCUCUCUCCUAGCAGGGCCCCAGACUUUUCUGGCACUGCUGCCCCAACCGCCUCAACUCGUCCCAGUCAAGGCAUCCAGCUGCUCCCCUUUGCCUCAAAACCAGGUGAAGGAAAUGCCCUCAUUGUUCCCCCAUCUGGACGAACUCAAGACUCUGAUGAAUCCAAAAAGGGACCCCCUGUUUCUCCCCAGAGCACCCCUGUCAAAUCCCCCGGCAAACGAGGUGCAGGCAAAGACUCCCCCAAAUCUCCCACCCCUCCUGUUAUGGUGUGCCGCACUGUGCAGAACCUGCCAUUGGAUCAUGCUUCUAUGUGCAGGAUGGCCUUCGAGGAGGCCCCUCCUCCACCUACCGUUAAUAAGCGGUCCAGAGGCAGACCUCGGACAACCAGCUUGUCUGCUUCAUCCUGUCACUCCCUCAGAGAGGAAGAUGAGGAUGAGGAGGAAAGUGAGCAGAGGUUAAGACUCAGAGAGCAGGUGGGAGCGUCCAGCCUUCUGCAGCUGGCUUCAGCUUCAACCACUGACCUGUCUGUGUUGGCUGACGUAGCCUUGAAAAUGGACCCUGAUGCUGGGGACUCAGAGGAGACAGAGACAUCUGACGAGGCAGAGGAGCAGAAGAUGGAGGAGGAUCUCUUCUCCCCAGAAUCACUGGCCCUGGUUAUGAGCCCAGAGGGUGUAAUUGUCCUAAUGGAGCACAACUACUGCAAACUCCCUGUUCUCCCAGCACCACCCAGUACCAAAAGGACUUCCAGACAAGACUCUUCCGUCUUGCUCCCAGCAGACCUCAACACCAUUUCUGGGGUGCUUGAAGCUCCAGAGGAGGUCAUUGGAGAGGCCCUACCAUCCAGGGGAGAUACAGGAGAAUACUUGUCUGCAAUGGGAGUACCCUGUGAGUCUGAGGAUGUGGGCCAGGCUGCAGGUGUACCCCCAUCAUCAAAGAAGAAGAGCAUGAUUGGCAAGGGUUUCGAACUUGAGAAGGACAAGAGCAAAAAGAGGAGGAGAAAAGACAAAGAAAAUCUUGAGGUUCAUCACACAAAAAAACAGGAGCAGCCAGGCAAGAAACAGAAGAAGCGGAAACUAGAGGACUCAGACUUGGAGGAAGAUGUAGAUGUGGAGGAGCUCGAGUCUGGGGAGCUGUCUAGCUCAGACACAGAGGAUGAGGUGGUUGAGGAGGUGAGGAAGAGCGAGCGCCUCUUUCUGCAGGAGGCAGGGAUAACGUCGUCCCAACGCUGGCCCAAACCUGUUCCAGCACCUGAGCCUACAGCCCCUAAGUUUGACAACCGCAGUGAGUUUGAGCAGAUGACCAUCCUUUAUGACAUCUGGAACUCUGGUCUGGAUGGCGAAGACUUGAUGUUGCUGAGGAAGACUUAUGAGAAGCUUCUACAGGACGACCACAGCUCUGACUGGCUCAAUGAUACUCACUGGGUCAACCACACUAUAACCAAUUUGCCAAACCCUCGGCGUAAGAAGAAGAACGUGGAUGGACAGCUUCGUGAGCAUGUGACUGGUUGUGCCAGGAGCGAGGGCUACUACGCCAUCAGCCGCAAGGAGAAGGACGUCUAUCUGGACCUGGAUCUGCCUGAGCAGGUCAUACGGGAAGUGGAGAAUGUCGACACCUCGGGGGCCAACCGGGUGCUAUCAGAGAGACGCUCAGAGCAGCGCCGACUCCUCACCGUCAUCGGCACCACGGCUGUCAUGGACUCUGACCUGCUUAAACUCAACCAGCUGAAGUUCCGCAAGAAGAAGCUUCGUUUUGGACGCAGCAGGAUCCACGAGUGGGGCCUGUUCGCCAUGGAGCCCAUUGCUGCUGAUGAGAUGGUCAUCGAGUACGUGGGUCAAAACAUCAGACAGAUGGUGGCUGACAAUCGGGAGAAGCGGUACGCACAGCAGGGCAUCGGGAGCAGCUACUUGUUCAGAGUGGACCACGACACAAUUAUAGAUGCUACCAAGUGUGGCAACCUGGCUCGGUUCAUCAACCACUGCUGCACUCCAAACUGCUACGCCAAGGUUAUCACCAUAGAGUCCCAGAAAAAGAUUGUGAUCUACUCAAAGCAGGCCAUCGCUGUCAAUGAAGAAAUCACCUACGACUACAAAUUCCCCCUGGAGGAGAACAAGAUCCCCUGCCUGUGUGGAACAGAGAACUGCCGUGGGACACUCAACUAGUGGACGCACUUCUCUCCCUCACUUGGCAAUGGCCAGCCAGGCCCGGACACCCCCCUCCCCACUCCUCUCCCCCUCCGGGUUCACCCUCCUUAGAGUGUACAUCAAAAACAAAGCCACCCUCCUAUUCCCCUGGAUGGUCUUACAGCCGUCCAAACAAUACCCAGGAAACAGAGACGCACACACUUGCACUUUUCACGCACACUUUUCAUUCAUUUGGCAGUUUCACAAGCCAGUGUGUGGAGGGUUUGCGUAACCUGGCAUUUGAUUUCCAAGAGGGGGGCCUCUGCUUCAGCAUUAGCUCUUCUGUGGCAGUAUUGUUGGAGCAUGAUUGGGUAAUAUGCUCCAUGCAGCCAGGCAUGAAAGGUCUUUCUAUUUCCAUGCCAAUAUCCAUUUGAAGGAAGACAAUGAAAACUAGGGAAAAAAAACUAACAAAAAGAAGCACUGGUAUUUUAUGUCUACAUCAACUCACAUAAUCAACAGCCUGGGAUCUCUGUUCCAGCAUCAAUUCCCAAAUGCACCCACCCACCCCACAGAUCCGCACACAGACGCACAGGAAUAUCAGUCAAAUUCAGGGUUUUUAGAAGUGCUUGUUAAGGGCGCACUUUUCAGAUGACAAACUCAAGUCAAUUUGGUCUUCAGUUAUGCAAGAUUUCCAAGUGUGAAGAUUGUUUUGGAGCUUUUUUUUAAAUUUCAUUUCAUAGUAUUAUUAUAAUAUUACUAUUGCUGUUAUUAAUGGUAUUGUUAUUUAGUUGCAUUAGCUGUAAGUAUCUUACAGUGAAAUGAGCUUCAGUGUACCCACCCACUGUCUUCAGUGGCUUGUGUUUCACCAGCUCUAUAAAACUGUUGUUUCCCUUCUUCACCGUGUGUUACUCUCCUAAUUUGACACAACCCUCUGUCUGGAUGAGAGUAAAGUCCUUUGAACUACUGUUUUUAACCCAACGUGAAAAAUAUGUCCGUUAAGUUCAAGCUAAAAAUAUGUUAUUUUUACAUGGCUGCUGAAUUUUGUCUGCAGGAUCAGCACAACUGAAAUUGGCCCGUGUUUUUUUCUUUUUUGACCACUCCCCGAGUUUGAGCUAAGGUUUUGUGAGGAGGACUUGUUAAGUGUUUUGUUUAGGAUCUGUCGGUCUGUCUGUGUUCAGCUGUUGCUUCCAUGGCAAAUGUUUUGAUUUAACCAGCAGAUUCCUGUCAGAUUCCUGUUUCAAGAGGGUGAAAACAUUUUCUGCGAGUUCUCCUCUCCUCAGCCGUUAAAGCAAAGAUGACCACCAAACUCCUGCAGGUUCUAGUAUAAUUGUCUGGUCUCUGUUUAACUUAGUCCCUGUGUGUGCUACAGAUGUUUUUAAAAGGCAGAUUUAUUUCAUUAGGUCAGAUCUCUUUAAAGGUUUAGUUACGUAAAGUUCCUUUUUUCCAGUUUUGUCACCCUUUCCAGAAUGCAUUAGUACGUGUUUUAUUUUGAGAGUGUGGAAUAGUUCACCCCAUACACAACAUGCCUCCCUGAAAAAUAUAUUGGCUAAAGGCAAACAAAUGUCUUGCUUACAAACUGUUUGCAGUGUAGACGGGUGGAAGGUAUAAACUGUGUGUGCCCGUUCGAUAAAUGAGCCUCAGAAGGUUUGUGAUACGCUGCAGACAGACGGAUGUCUAUGGCCCUCGUGUUGUGUCUCUGUUUUUCAUAUGGCUAUGGCCGUCCAAAGUUUAACUUUCAUUUUGAACUUUUAAACAGCAGAAGACUCCUUUUUAUUUUGUUCCCUCCCAAACAGGAAAGUGUGUAAGAUAUUUCUUGUAAUGAAAGCCUUUCAGUACAAACCAACCCUCUUUACUACAAGAUUAAAAAGAUGAAAGGAAAAAAAAAUUCAAAGAAGUACAUGUAAAUAUUGUAGAGGUGUUUGUUUCUCGUAGAAACACACUGAUUCCAAGCUGUAAAUAUGUUGUUCCUUUUCCUCUCUCCAUGAGGAGGAAACAUGUACAUACCUUCCAUUCAUUUAUUUUUUAUUGUUUUUCCUUUUAAUUUGAUGAUUAUUUUAAUAUUAUUUGCAAUAUUUCUCUUGUAUUAAUGCGUUGGACCCUUUAUUAAUGGUGCAUUAAAAUAUUUUUUAAAUAAAAGAA